Molecule: messenger RNA, 4283 nt
Organism: Leptomonas pyrrhocoris
Lineage: Eukaryota; Euglenozoa; Kinetoplastea; Trypanosomatida; Trypanosomatidae
Exons: 1
Coding region: 300-4283 (1327 amino acids)
Biological process (GO): regulation of cytoskeleton organization
Cellular component (GO): axoneme
Molecular function (GO): microtubule binding
Source: RefSeq, a predicted model, not a curated record
UAGUUUUUUACUUUUCGUUUUCCCGGCACUGCCUUUCGUUGCUGUGGCGAAGCCGCGACGCUGCGUCGAAACGUUUUUGCGCAACAGCCACAGCGACAGCGACACGCACACACACACACACACACACAGAGACCGGUGUGGUUUACCGCUUUCUCCGCCCCACACGAUUCCAUGUACAUAACAGGCGAUCGCACGCUCUAUUAUUCAAUACUUGCACCUGACUGAGUCAUCUAAAAUACAAGCAAAAGAAAAAGAGUUUUCCUUCGCCACAUUAAAAGCUUUCAAGCGGUCCAGCGAAGAUGCAACGGGAGGUAAUUAAGUGGCUGCAGUCACUCGAGCUCUCCGACGCGGUUCAAAACCCAAAGCGUGACUUGGCCACGGGCCACGCAGCCGCGGAAAUCGUCAGUCGAUACAGCGGCACCAAAUACGUCAAUCUUCAGUUGCUGCCCAAUGGCGCCUCUGCUGCCACAAAGCGCGACAUCUGGCUGCAGGUGUACAACGCCCUGCAAAAGCUAAACUGCCAAUCCGUCACUCCGCAGCUGAUUGAUGCGGUGCUGCGCCGUGAGCCUAACGCGGCGCUCACCGUGCUGGAAUGCCUCUACGAACACUUCACCUCACACACGCUGCCCAUGCGAGGCUUAGAUGCGGUGGGCACCUCCCGCAACGCGUACGUGCAGCCCACAAAUGCGGCGUCUACCGCGAAGCUGCUCGCUGUGGCAAACACCGGCGUGUCGACCAGCGCGAAAGGCGAGCCGUCGACGCUGCACGAUCCGCUGGAUGCGGGGAACAGCCCACGUGAUGCUGCUGCCGCUGCCCACCCAAAUGAUACGACUACGACGAACACAGCCGAACUCGCAGCCAGCGAAGCGGCCCCGCCGGCGGAGUAUGCCGCCCAUGUGCUGCAGCAACGUCUGGCCCUCAUCGACAACGAUGAGCUGGCGGGCGGGGCGAACGCCUUAGGGGCCGUCCCCCGCUACGCUCGACCCACCGCCAGCACCCUCGUCCACACCGCCAGCGGCACACGGAAGGACGUCGUGCUAGACCGGGCGAAGUACGUGGCGGAUGAGACGCAGCAGCGAGUGCAGAACGCGCGCAUCACGCAGCAGCACGCCGUGGUCCGGCGCCUGCAGGAGGAAGCGGCUGCAACAACGCCGCCGCCGCAGCAGCAGCAGGGUGACGGUGUCGCGUCAUCUUCGUGGCCGAUGUUGAACGGCACCAGCGGGAGAGCCAACGCGGUUGCCGAUGACCGCCUCCCCCUCACCACGCUGUACAGGGGGCGAUUCUAUCGAGAACCGGAGACCAACACGACGAAAGCAGCAUCAGCGGCAGCAGGAAAGAAGAGCAGGUCUGGCAAGAAGAAAGCGAACGGAAAGGGCGAGAGCGAGUCGGAGUCGCCCUUCACGGCAAACGACGACUCGGAGGAGCCGGAUGGUGGCGGGGCACACGCCGCUGACGACGCGCUGCGGCCGACUUCGCAGGGGAGAAAGAGCCGACCUGGCAACCCCGGCAACAGCCGCGCUACCACAAGGCUGCGGGUCAAGGUGCACUCCCCCGCACUCAGGACGGCGCUCGCACUGCGGAGCGGCUCGGGACAGCUCCGAGAGCGGGCCGCGGCUGUUUCGCGCGAGCUGUUUGCGAAGCACCACUACAUGCUCCGUCCGGCGCUGAGCGAGAUUCUCGCCGACGUCCUCGGUGCCCACAAGCAGUUGGAGCACCUGCUGGACUGCUCCACCGAUGACGGCAGCGGUGAGGUCCUGGAGAACGUGCUAGGGCAUCUGCUGGCGCAUCGGCAGGCGUUUCCUCUCUCUUGCAUGAAGGCGUGCUGGGAGACCCUCAGCCAGCACGUGGACGGCAUCGUCGCCGCGUUGCAGAACUCACCGGACGAGUACAGCUACCUCCUCGAGUCUUUUUCGUUCGCCUUUACGCGCGAGGCGGCACAGGUGCCGGUGUUAGAGCCCCCAGCCAGCACCACCACCAUCACAACGGUUAUUGACGGCUGCUGCGACGGUGGUGGUCGUGGGGAUGCGGAGAGCGCACGUGAAAACGCCGCUUUGGUGAGCGAAGAGCAAGAGGAAGACAACGGCGCUCUAGACUCCGCUGCGUCAUCCCCGCACAGCUCACUGGUUCGAAACGCCGCUACGGCGACGUGCAGAACUUCGGAAGCGGCGGUAGGAAAUCCUUCAACGGGGGGUGAGCUCCCACAGCGAUCAGCUGUGUGUGCUUCAUCGCAGCAGCCGCUCCCCAUAUUCGUGAACGCGCGUCAGCAGCUGAACGUGGCCUCCGUUUUUCACCUUCUUUCAUGCGUCGCCCGUCAGCUGGAUGUGCCGCGGGCAAGUUACGUGUUGAGGCGUUACGUGCUGCGUGCUGCGAAGCCUUUCUUGCUGCGCCACGGCACAGCGGCGGUUCGCGAGGCGUUGGCGCGUUUGGUGAGCGCCACCUUCGUGCCCACCGCCCCUUCACCGGAGGAGACCAGCACCAGCAACAAUGGCAGCAGCAGCCGCGUUACCGUCACCAGCGCUGGCGCGGUGGAUGGCGAAGCUGGGUUGGUUGACUUUCUCACGUCGGAGCUUGCCGUGUGCAUGCAGGUGCUGCCGUACGUUUCGCAGGUCUUUCGUCCUUCCUCCCUCUCCGCGUCACAGGACACGCCUGGAGACAACAGCGAGACGGAAGCGACGGCGGACAAGCCCCCAGCCUCUAGUAACAGCAGCAGCAGCAGCAGCAGCGCCGCGCGGCAGCGACAACGGACGUACUGGCACAUCUUCCAAAGUUCCAUUGCAGAGUUUCCCUCGUCCGCGUCACACGACGAGAUCUUGCGUGUACCGCCUCCCGCAAACGGUCCACUUGCCCGGUGCGUCCACGCAGCGGCCGUGGCGUGUCUGGACAUCGCCAACGCGGUGGACGUACGCGCUGUUGGCGUACGACUCGUAGUGGAGUGCUGCGAGCGGUGGUGGGGACACGCAAAAGACGAAGCAGAGUCCAGCGGGCUGCCACGGCCGACGCUGCGCAAGCUGAUCUCCCAUGUUCUUGUUUCUCUAGACGCAGAGAAGGAUGAGGCGGCGGCGGCGAUGAAGGCGGCGUGGUGGAACACACAGGCGGCGGAGACGUGGGAGCUGCGGCUGAUGGUGCUGCGGCUGUGCACCACCCUUCUGAGACUUUCAUGCCGCGGCGCCGACAACGGCGACUCGACGGAGGCAAACACACUCGCCGAUGACAUCGAGAACGUGUGCCGGGUCGCAGAUGUCGCGGCGGCUGUCUGUCUCGCCACUUUUGCCGCCACCGCAUCCACAGCCACAAGUCGGAGUGCUCCUCUCUGGCAGCUCCAGCUGGCGUUGGCGUCCGUGGGAGCCGUGGUGGAUCCUAUUCGUGCGCCGUCUCUGACGGCCGAGUGGCGGCAACUUCUGUUGACCACUGAGCCUUCACUGACCACCUCUUCCAUCUUGAAAAGUGUGGUGCUCCCGAAUGAGGGCGUUGCCGUGGAUCUUCUGCUGGCUCCACUGCAGCUGUUCGGCGGGGUGCGGGCCUUUCUGCCACUGAAAUCGCAACUACGGCUGUCGUCCGUGGUGGCUGGAGCACCGUCCUCGCAGCGCACGGAGAGCCUGCUCUCCACGAGCCGCCCUUCCAAAAACGGCGCUGACUCCAGAGGAGCGAACGGUGCGAGCCGGCGCGGCAGUACACGCACGCAGCGCAGCACCGCGCAAACCGUGCUGGGGGAGACCGCUGCCUCUUUCGAUUCUGUAGCAGAUCACAGCUCGGUGUUUCAGCUCGUCUGCGGCAGCGUCCAGCCGAUGUACGCGGUGGUGCCCCUGUAUCAGACCUGGAGCACACACGGCGUGGUGGAUGCGAUGCUGUCCCCACCCUCGUCAAGCCGUGCCACCACAACACCCGCAAACGAAGACGAGUGUUACACCUCCCGCGCUUCGCCGAUGCAGCUGCAAGUUACCUUGGCUGCGUUGGCCUCUUCUCCUCUGCAUUCGAGGACCGAGGAAGGUGCGUACUGGAGCUCCGUCAUGUGCCGCUACUGGCCGUUGAUACAGGCAACGAAGCCGUCGAAUGAAGCUCUCGAGGCCGUCGGUGCGCAUCCACCGGCGUUUCUCCAGCCACAGCAAAUUGAAGACGCGCCGGUGGAGGUCAUGGCGAUCUUAUUGGUGGCUCUGUUCUUGCGGUGCGCAGACGAGACCACCGUGGCGUCGGCCGUGGCGGCAGCUGAAGAGGACUGGCGAGCCCUCUACGGUUCUGCGAUGCGGUGGGCGGAGGCGGUGGUCGACCAGGGCGAGACCAUUUGA